AUGUUUUGUUCCGCUUCUUCUUCUUUGUCUUCUUCUUUGUCUUCAUCCUCUUCUUCGGUGAUUUUGUUUUCGUUGGGAAAAAAUCACGACGGGAGGACGAAUCCGACGCACAUUCACGAGAGAACGCGAGAGGAGAAGAAGAUUUCCUCCUCCUCUUGGAAGAAACGGAGGAGGAGGAAAAAGAGGAACACGAAUGCGAAAAACAACGUGAUAGUUGACGACGAUGUGAACGUGGAAUUGCAAGACGGGGUGAUUGGAGCGAGAGACGCGCGAUUGUACGCGCAAACAAAGAGAAUGGAAGAUUUGGAAACGACAUUGGUUAAGAAAAACGUCGAAGAAGACAAAGAAGAGAACAAAGAGGGAAAGAGCAGAGAUUUUUUACACGAGUCUCUCGGGAUUACCUAUCGCUUGGUCGAGAAAGGAAAACAACAAGAUUUGGAGUGCGAUUUAGACGCUCUGAACGAUAUAUUCGUCUCGGUGAAUUUCAGUCGACGACCGAACGAUAAGCUGUACUUGGCGUUGGAGAAGAGUUAUCUGUGUUGCUUCGCGGAGGUGGACGUGGAAUACGAGACGCGAGCUUUGGAUGUAAACAAUAACUCGGUGGAGUCGACUAGCGUGGAAACGAGGAGAGAGGUUAUUGGUUUCGCGAGAAUGACCAGCGACGCCGCGUUUGUGGGGACGGUUUGGGAUUUAGUUGUCGCACCGCCGUACCAAGGGAAAGGGAUUGGGACCGCUAUCGUCGAGAGGAUGAUUGCAAAGGCGAAAGAAACCGCUCCCGGGAUGGUUGUGAAUCUCUGCGCGGUCGCCGAGGCUGAAAAUAUGUACAAAAGAAUUGGGUUUCGGAAAAACGAAGAGGAAGUCAUCGCCAUGCAAUUUAAUCCAGCGUUGCAGGCGAUGAAUCGGUUUCAGUCGGUUAACUUUAGCAUUCAAUAA
Messenger RNA from Bathycoccus prasinos, 933 nucleotides. RefSeq names its product GCN5-related N-acetyltransferase. The transcript has a single exon. The record is from RefSeq and is a predicted model, not a curated record. Lineage: Eukaryota; Viridiplantae; Chlorophyta; Mamiellophyceae; Mamiellales; Bathycoccaceae. Gene Ontology annotation, molecular function: N-acetyltransferase activity. The coding region runs from base 1 to 933 and encodes 310 amino acids. Gene Ontology annotation, cellular component: cytoplasm.